AUGUUUAUUGAGGGUCUUGAUAGAAAAAUAAAUCUUAUGAUGAAAACAAACACUUUUUUCAGAAAAUUGGGAAGGAAGUUCAAGUCUUUCUUGGCUAUUGGUGUCGAGUUGAAUCCUUUUGUUGUCUUAAUCUUAGGACUGUUGGCGGCAGCCACUCUAGGAAUGUCUACCAUUGAAAGAAAGUCUUUUAGAACUGGACCAAUGAGAUUUCAAUUAUCGUCUUCUCCCACUUUCGAAAAAAUCCUGCAAUGCUCCGAAAUUGAAAGUGCUAGCGUCUGUUUUGACAAACAUCGUAAAAACUUACUGAAGGAAAGUGGACCCUUUUUGUCUCCUUUUGGAGAACCCCAAUUGCAAACUUGUUUAAGUAUUGCAUCUAAGAAUCCCAACGACAUUUCGUUAUUAUUGAACUUGCAGACAUGUUACCAUCAGGUGGACAUAAUUGAGAGAGCAACAGAAUUCAGUUACGCCUUGCCGAAAACCAGUUGGUGGACAACAAUAGGUAUUUUUUUGAGCAUCUCUAUGCAGUUAUUUGUAGCUAUUCACUCUUUUGUCGUGUUUGUGAUGAGAAAAAGAGAAUUCAGUAUUAUACACGAUAGCAUUCAUCGUUUAACUCAAGACAACUAUCUGCGUUUGGAGAAAGAGAGGGAAUUGAACUCCUAUCUUAGCAGUGUUUCCAUCAACACCAAUUCUGAACUGGCGAAACUGAAAAGUAAAGUAUCCGAAUCUGAAAAUGUCCCCUUGGAAGUUAGAAAGUUGGAAGAAAACCUUGCGUCAUUGAAAAAACAAGUUUAUUACUCAAACACAAGGAUGUUGGAGGCUAUGUCCAAACAAGAGAGAGAGUUUGUACUACAGAAAAAACACGGUUACAAUACCACAAGAUAUUACGAUCCUUCCCCGUUAACUCAAAAUUCUAAAUUAGACAAAGAUAAACAGAAUGAUAAGAAAAAAGAGAAAGAGGAGGAAAACAGUAAUAAAACCAUAGAAAAGGAAAAAAAGAGAGAAGAGCAUUCAUUUGAUCUAACAACCGAAUCUGGGAGAGAGGCCUGGAAAUCUUAUAUCCAGAAAAGCCUUGCAUUCAAACCCAAGGGACCUCUCUUGGACAAAGAAAAUAAAUCCACACAAGCCACACCAGUGAGACUUACCACAAACCAAUCUAGUGACCAGCUCAAGUCCAUUAAGAACAUCUCCUCCUGGGAAAACUCUCCUCAAAAGACCAAGAAUACCAUUACUAGUGGUAGCGCACUGAAAUUGGCAGCACAAUCCCUAAAGGAUGACAAUAUACUUGGUGCUUCGGUCAAGACCCUGAUUGCAAAUACAAAUUCAGAUGAACAGAGUGAAGGCAAGCACUUAGGUGUCACCUCCAGUCCACUUGAGGUAUCAGUUAAUGAUAUCCAACAAAUUGAUAAAAAUGGAAGACCUUUCCGCAGGAUAUUCGUCCCAGGAAGGGGAUGGUUAGCUGCAAAAACGUUUAGAAGUGAGGUAGAUUCUGGUGCCAUUAAGUUGGUCACUGAAACAGAAACAAGAAUCACCACCAACUAA
Komagataella phaffii GS115 is the source of this 1539-nucleotide messenger RNA. RefSeq lists its product as hypothetical. NCBI's taxonomy places the organism in Eukaryota, Fungi, Ascomycota, Pichiomycetes, Pichiales, Pichiaceae. Bases 1 to 1539 code for a protein of 512 amino acids. The record is from RefSeq and is a predicted model, not a curated record. The transcript has a single exon.